This is a messenger RNA of Camelina sativa (false flax), 1814 nucleotides long. RefSeq names its product cytochrome P450 81D1-like. The record is from RefSeq and is a predicted model, not a curated record. Gene Ontology annotation, molecular function: monooxygenase activity; heme binding; iron ion binding. NCBI's taxonomy places the organism in Eukaryota, Viridiplantae, Streptophyta, Magnoliopsida, Brassicales, Brassicaceae.
UUCAAGCAGACUCUCUAUCCUCUGUUACAAAUCCUAUAUCCUUGAGGAAGAAGAAAUCAGAUAUGGAAGGUCAAACCCUAAUUUUCACAUUCCUUUUCCUAAUUCUAUCUCUCAUAUUCAUCAUCGGAAGACUCAAGCGAAAGCCUAACCUUCCUCCGAGUCCGGCAUGGGCGUUACCGGUGAUCGGUCAUCUCCGCCUUCUCAAACCGCCGCUCCACAGAGUUUUCCUCUCCGUCUCUCAAUCCUUAGGCGAUGCUCCGAUCAUCUCCCUCCGUCUCGGAAACCGACUCGUUUUCGUUGUCUCUUCACACUCGAUCGCCGAGGAAUGCUUCACGAAGAACGACGUCGUACUCGCGAACAGAUUCAACUCCCUUGCUUCAAAACACAUCUCAUAUGGAUGCACAACCGUGGUUACAGCUUCGUACAGUGACCACUGGAGAAAUCUCCGUCGUAUUGGUGCCGUCGAGAUAUUCUCGGCUCACCGGCUCAAUAGCUUCUCCUCUAUCCGCCGAGAUGAGAUCUGGCGGCUUAUAGCUUGUCUCUCACGGAACUCUUCUUCACUCGAAUAUGCAAAGGUUGAGAUGAAAUCAAUGUUUUCUAACUUAACAUUCAACAACAUCAUUAGAAUGUUGGCCGGAAAAUGUUACUAUGGAGACGGUGCAGAGGAUGACCCCGAGGCCAAACGCGUGCGGGAGCUUAUCGCAGAGGGGAUGGGGUGUUUUGGUGCUGGAAACACUGCUGAUUAUUUACCGAUCCUGAAUUGGAUCACAAAUUCUGAAGAACGGAUAAAGAAUAUUGCCGGUAGGCUUGAUGAGUUCUUGCAGGGAUUGGUCGAUGAGAAACGAGGAAGGAAGGAGCAGAGGGAGAACACUAUGGUUGAUCACUUGCUUUGUUUGCAAGAAACCCAACCUGAGUACUACACGGACAUCAUCAUCAAAGGAAUCAUGCUCUCUCUUAUACUGGCGGGGACUGAUACAUCGGCAGUAACAUUGGAAUGGACAUUGUCAAGUCUGUUGAACCAUCCAGAGAUACUGAGCAAGGCGAGAGAUGAAAUUGACAGUAAGGUUGGCUUUGACAGGCUUUUGGAUGAAUCAGACCUCUCACAUCUUCCUUAUCUUCAGAACAUUGUAUCUGAGUCGUUGCGCUUGUAUCCUGCAAGUCCCUUGUUGGUCCCUCACGUGGCAUCAGAAGACUGCAAAGUAGGAGGUUACGAUAUGCCACGUGGUACAAUGCUAUUGACUAAUGCAUGGGCUAUACAUAGGGAUCCUGGGAUAUGGGAUGAUCCAACGAGCUUCAAACCAGAGAGGUUCGAGAAAGAAGGGGAAGCUCAUAAGCUAUUGGGGUUCGGGCUAGGAAGAAGGGCGUGUCCUGGGUCCGCUCUGGCUCAACGGCUAGCAAGCUUGGCUAUCGGGUCUUUGAUUCAAUGUUUUGAGUGGGAGAGGAUAGGAAAAGAAGAGGUGGAUAUGACUGAAGGUGGAGGAGGAGUCAUAAUGCCUAAAGCUAUACCGUUGGUUGCCAGGUGCAGAGCACGUGCCUUUGUUGGUAAGCUCCUCGAGGAGUCCGCUUGGGUUUAGACUUUUGUACUAAAUGCUAUUUUAUGUGUUUAGGCGACGGUUAUGUCGCUAUGUUGCAUUGGAGUUGUUACUACUUUGGUAAUUGGUAUUAUGUAACGUACGAGUCUUGACUCAUGACGAUAGAAACUUUGGUAAUUGGUAUUAUGUAACGUACGAGUCAUGACGAUAGAAACAAGGGGAUAACUCCCUCUAGAUUUUUUAGUUGUCCUUCUAGAAUAAAAUUUUUGUUUUAGAUUUUUA